AUGUACGCCUUCAAGUCCCUUGCCGCCCUCGCCCUCAUCGCCGGCCUGGCCCAGGCUUCCCCAGCCCCGGAGCCCAUCAUCAAGCUGGUCAAGAUGUGCGACAAGCCGCACCUCCAGGGUUCCUGCUUUGACUUCCAGACCGAGAUCGAAGUGUGCAAGAACCUGACCCCCAACAUCGACAACAAGCUCAGCUCAUUCGACACAGGGCUGACAUUUUGCGAUUUCUACAAGGACAAGGGGUGUGCCGGCGAUAACAAGACGUUCCGUGGCAAGCAGGAGGAGCUGCCGGCUGAGUACAACAACAAGAUCAGCUCCGUCAAGUGCCGCAACUGGAAAUAA
This is a messenger RNA of Neoarthrinium moseri, 339 nucleotides long. RefSeq lists its product as uncharacterized. NCBI's taxonomy places the organism in Eukaryota, Fungi, Ascomycota, Sordariomycetes, Amphisphaeriales, Apiosporaceae. The transcript is spliced from 2 exons. The record is from RefSeq and is a predicted model, not a curated record. Bases 1 to 339 code for a protein of 112 amino acids.